Molecule: messenger RNA, 1518 nt
Organism: Misgurnus anguillicaudatus (oriental weatherfish)
Lineage: Eukaryota; Metazoa; Chordata; Actinopteri; Cypriniformes; Cobitidae
Gene: tafa1a
Product: TAFA chemokine like family member 1a
Biological process (GO): regulation of neuroblast proliferation; neuroblast differentiation
Molecular function (GO): receptor ligand activity
Source: RefSeq, a predicted model, not a curated record
GGAAUGAGAGGGAGCAAGAGUCCCGCCCUUCAGUUGUGUUUAAAUGUGAAGCGGAAAAUUAUCUCCGUGGCUCAGGGGAGGGAAAAGGAGAUUCUAGUGUUAGAUGAGCGGGUUUACCGUGCUUUAAAUCAUAGUCAAGCUCUCUCUCUCUCUCUCUCUCUCUCUCUCUCUCUCUCUCUCGCUGUGUCGCUCUCUCUAUCUGUUUGUUAUAUAGUGUCUCUGACUUGAGCUUCAAGCUUCAAAGUGAGUGGAAAAGCUGAGAGAAUUCAGGAAAACGAUACCUGGAUGCAGGAAUAUCUGGACACCUCACAAUGGAUGGAUUGAGGACAAAGUGUUAAGUUCUCCAGCGGUUGUCUCUGAAUGAUACAGAGGAGUGUUGGGAUGUCGUGGUUGUUGUUGUUGUGGGUCAGUCUGACAGUCCUGCUCAUGAGUGAGGGCACUUUCUAUGAGACCAUACAGCAGCACCUGGCCCCACCCGGAACUAACAUACAGAUCCUGGGAGGGACAUGCGAGGUGAUUGCGGCGCACAGGUGCUGUAACAAAAACAAGAUUGAGGAGAGAUCUCAGACUGUGAAGUGCUCCUGUUUACCAGGGAAAGUGGCAGGGACCACCAGGAAUAGACCCUCUUGUGUUGAUGCCUCUAUAGUGAUUGGGAAGUGGUGGUGCGAGAUGGAGCCGUGUCUGGAGGGAGAAGAGUGCAAGACUUUACCAGACAACUCCGGUUGGAUGUGCUACUCCGGGAACAAGAUCAAAACCACCAGGAAUACCCAUCCAUACCCAUCCUUGUAGCAAACAAAGGUUCACUGCAAAGCUCAUGUUGGAGGAACUUAACAAAGGGUAACAUUCAAGAUGACUUGCUGAAUGAAGUUAUCCAACCUCUAAAGCAACAGUCUCAUAUGACAUGAUAUGAAGAGGUCCUCUGCUCAAAAGUCCAUCCGUCUUUUAUUCUGACUAACAUGGACACAGACUUUCUGAGAAAACCUCUCGGCGUGGUGAACACUGCUGGUUCAUUAUAUUGUUUUUCUUUGACAACCGUCAAAUAUUUGUUUUGCCCUGUGAGUUUUGGAUAAUUACACUCGUAUCCAUUUGUGUGGAGUGCACUCAAACCAGCUUUACUUAGCUUGAAAUAAUCUUCAACUGUAAUAUCCUUGGAUGCUAUCCGGUCUCCAAAAGGGACCGAACAAAUGACUUCUCCUGCUGUAUGUAAUAAUAUCAACUUUCCAUUUAUGUGGAUGGUAAACGGGAUGAUUUUUAAGUGGGGCUGAUUGAUGCUCAUCAACUAAGGACACUUGGCACAUCAGCUGUAUUAAAAAAAGCUAAUGGUCGCCUGAACUUGGAAUUACUGAUCCUGUCCAGUCCUUCUUCCACAGAUGUCUCUUUGUUUCAGUGAGAGACUUCAGAGUGAAUUGAUAUGAUGUAAUAAUAAAGAUUUGUCUUCGGCAUGAUUACAGUGUGAAAAGCUGUGAAAUUAGGUGAAAGAAAUGUUUAAAAAAAAUAAAACGAAUUCAAAACAGGUGA